CAAUUGUUUGUUUGUACUUCGUUGUUGUCUAUAGUCGUCAAUUAAACCUAAAAUGAAUUGUAAAAAUGUUUCGAUUUGCGCUUCAACAUUCGCAGGAAUUUUGAUUUAUAUUGAAUAUGGCAUCAUUUUGGCAUGGAAUUCACCUACAUUGGAUAAAUUUCGAUCAAAUAACACCGAAAUUAAUCCUUUGGGCGAGCCAAUCUCUGCUUUGCAGCUUUCAAUAUGCACAUCGAUUUUUCCUGUAUCUUCGAUUGUGACGUCUGUGGGAGUAGCCAAACUGCCCGAUAUAUUCGGAAGAAGAACAACAUUAAUUUGCACUGCAGUUUUAGGAUUUACUUCUUUUAUCGCGAUGGGUUUCGUUAAUAACAUUUGGGCGUAUUACCUCAUUCAAUUUUUAUCCUGUCUUAGUAUAAGUUCAGGUAUGGUAGUAACGCCGACUUAUCUAUCAGAAAUAUCGAAAACUCAGAAUAGAGGGAUGCUAAGUUCUACUUGUUCCUUAGGAAAAACCGUCGGGCAAUUGUACAUAUUUGUUUUAGUUCUAGGGACCAAUUUUCAAAGUCUAUCGUUUUGUUGCGUUGUACCUUAUUUAAUUCUUAUUUUGUUGUCGUUUUACCUGCAGGAAUCGCCUAUAUUUCUGUGGAUGAAAGGGAAACCAAAUUGCGCGGUCAAUACUAUGAAAAAAUUGAACAGGAGCUCAAGUCUAAAUAAGUUGGAACAAGAAACGAAGGAAAAGGAAGCAAUGCUUCGAUCAGAAAAUACUAAAAACUCUUUUAAUAUUUUAUUUGGAACACCUGCAGGCAGGAGGGCUUUGUUUUUAACAUUGCUUGUCCGUGGAUUAUCGGCUUUCACCGGUGCAUACGUUCUUAUAUCAUUUUUAGGAGAUUUUCUUAGAGAGCCAACUCAUUUGAAAAUUUCUGCUGACGUUAUAGCGGUAAUUUUAAUUGUUACUAAAAUUAUGACAGCUUUAUUUAGUGUUAUGUUUGUUGAUAAAUUCGGCAGACGUAUUUUUAUGUUAACAGGAACUUUUUUGUUGUCAGUUUCACUCAUCGUUUUGGGUGUUUAUUACCUUUUUAAAGAAAAAAACGCCAUUAUUCCAGACAAUGUUAAACUCAUACCUGUCAUUUUUGUAUUCGUUUUUUUUAUUGGUUAUACAAUGAGUUUCAGCGGUGUAAGUUUCGCACUAUUAUCGGAAAUUCUUCCUAAUGAAGCUAGAUCUGUCGGUACUGGAUUAGUGUGUUUCAUUACCGAUGUCUGUAUACUAAUACAGAAUUUUGGAUAUCCUCUGGUUAGUAAAUAUUUUGGCGUUCACUACUUCAUGUUUUUUUACGGCGUUUUUACAAUAAUUGGUUUCGUUUUAUGUCUAAUUUUCUUACCGGAGACCAAAGGAAAGACCUUCUCAGAAAUACGUACGAUGUUAGAAAGUAAGUAAUAAAAGAUUUGAAAAAGAAAAACUUAUUUAUUUUUUAUGCGGAACAUCGAAUGUACUAUUCAUUUGAGCCUCAUAUUUAUUUUACCUGUAUAUAAUCGCAAUAUUUGAACCAAAUGACAAAAUAAUUAAAUGAACUGGAAAGUUGGAUAAGAUAUCUUUUAAAACUGGCUGUCCAAUGUAGAAUACUCUGUAUUUACGUGUUAGUGAU
Messenger RNA from Phyllotreta striolata, 1637 nucleotides. The record is from the annotation of a GenBank genome assembly. Lineage: Eukaryota; Metazoa; Arthropoda; Insecta; Coleoptera; Chrysomelidae.